Messenger RNA from Leishmania braziliensis MHOM/BR/75/M2904, 3576 nucleotides. RefSeq names its product putative kinesin. NCBI's taxonomy places the organism in Eukaryota, Euglenozoa, Kinetoplastea, Trypanosomatida, Trypanosomatidae. The coding region runs from base 1 to 3576 and encodes 1191 amino acids. The record is from RefSeq and is a predicted model, not a curated record. Gene Ontology annotation, biological process: microtubule-based movement. Gene Ontology annotation, molecular function: ATP binding; microtubule motor activity; microtubule binding. The transcript has a single exon.
AUGAAUUCCGCUGAAGAUUUGAGUGUAGACACCGCAUCGGCAAUAGAAGACGAGGAUGCAUGUCUCCGCUCGGGGGAUGCGCUUGACGAGGACAACUGCGGUUUAGUAACGGCAGCCUCUCCGCCUUCGAUAGCGUCGGACGCCGCGAGGGCAAAGACGACGAAGCCGGUCAAGGUGCCCUUUAAAGGGCGCCCCAGCGGCAACGGUAGCGCUGUUGAAGGCAGCGACGAUGGUCAGGCCCUUUCUCGGUGUCUGGUGUACUGCCGACUGCGCCCAACCAUCAAGAAGGAUUACAAGGAAGGCGGCCACCCACUCGUCACGCUGGAGGACAAACGCGUCGUCGUGAAAGAUGAGCGCCACUACGACCUUGACGGCAGCUUCGGCCCGCUCGCCGAGCAGGCAGACGUGUUCGAAUCCGUCGCAGUACCGUGUAUUGACCACGCUUUCAAGGGCUUCUGCUCUGCGUUGAUGUGCUACGGCCAGACGGGCACCGGGAAGUCCUAUACGAUGUGCAACACCGACCCUCAGCACCUCGGCAUCAUCCCCCGUGCAGCAAAGUACAUCUUCAAGACGAUUCAAGCCAACGAGGUGAGCGACCCGACGCGUACCUACACGGUGACAGGGCAAUUUGUGCAGAUCUAUCGAGAUAAUCUUGGCGACUUGAUGGUACACGAGGGCAGGGAUCGCGUGGAAAUCCACUACGAGGAGGAGAAAGGGGUGUCACUGGCAGGGUGCACCUCACACACCCUGACGAGCUCGAAGGACUUCAUGCGCUUCUACAACGAGGGCAACGCGCGCCGUGUUGUUGGGUCAACUGCCAUGAACGCAGAGUCGAGCCGCGGACACACCGCCAUGAUCAUUUAUAUCACCUCUGAGGACACGGUGGACAUCAGCAAAGGUAAACUGCGCGGCAAGGUCACGUUCAUCGAUCUCGCCGGGUAUGAGCGCUUUAGCAAGACUGGCAUCACCAAUGCCGACCCGGUACGCAAGGAUGAGGCCAAGACAAUCAACGCAUCUCUCCUAGCUCUUGGCCACGUCGUCAGCUCCCUUUCCGCCGGCACGAAGCAUAUUCCGUGGCGCAAUGCGAAGCUGACACGCAUCCUGCAAGACUCAAUCGGCGGGCGCAGUCGCACCUCAAUCAUUCUCACCGUUGGCCCCAGUAGCGAGCACCUGUACGAAACAACCAACACGCUUCAGUUUGGUCUGCGAGCCAUGGCCGUCAAAGUGGAGGCAAAGGUGUCUGUUACGGUGGACUACGUGAAGCUGUCGAAGAAGCUCAUGGGUCUGCUGAAUGAGCGGGACGAGCGGAUUAGCUCGUUGGAGGUACAGAUCGCGAGCCGCGACGCGGAGCGGCAGGAACUGCUCGAGCGCUAUCAGCGCGACCGCGGCGACCUCGAGCGGCGCUUCACCGCGGAACUGCAGCACCUGACCGCGUCAGGGGCGAGCGAGCAGCAGAUCCGAAACCUCAAGGAGGUUUACCAGGCAGAGAUCGAGAACCUGCAGGACCAACAGCAGGAGGAGAUCGGGUACCAGGACGAGAUUCAAUCGAAGGAGAUCACACAGUUCAUCAAGGAGCAGAAGCACCAAGAGGCGAAGAGCUUGAUGGAGAUGAAGUUGGCGCGAGAGCGCUUGGUCGAGGAGUUCCAGCGGAAGCUCGACAGCGCCCGUGGGGGGACGAACGAGGAUCUCGUGCGCGCAUUGCAGCAGCUCGCGGAGAAAGACGCCAUUCUCGCCUCACGUGCCAAUGACACAGCCCGCCUACACGCCACCAUCGACGUCCUUACUGCGCAGGUGCGCUCUUUCGGUGGCACGGUGCAGGCGGACAUCGACUUUCCGGAGACCUUCCUUGACGUCUCGCAGGUGGAGGAGAUGCAGGCCCGCCUACAGGGUGAGGUGGAGCGCAACUACAACAAGGUAGUGGACCUGUCCACCCAGCUGGAUCGCGCCUCAAUGUUGGCGCACGAUCGCAUGGAGGAAGUGUCGAAGUUGCAGCAGGAGGCGGAGCGGCUGCACGAGAAGCUUCUUCACGUCGGUGUUGAAAUCAGCGAGUCAAACGAGGAACUGCAAGUGCUUCGUGAGAAGCGGGCUGAGCUGGUCGACCCCGAAGAGCUUGAAAGUCUGCGCUUGCUCAUGCAGGCAGACAUUGACGAACUGCGCAGCCAGCGAGAUGAGCUCCAGGCAGAGGUGAGACGCUUGAACGAAGCGCGUGUGCGCGACUCUAUGGCUCGACGCCGCAACUUGCUGGACGGCCCCGACGCUCUGAAGCGCAUCCUUGCAGAGGACGAGGAGGAGGGCGCGGCGGACGUGUGCGACAGUGCCGCACACGGGCAGGGGCGUGGCGACCCUGUCAACGCCGCUGACGGGGAGCACAAGAUGGGGCCAAAGGCAAAGGCCAUGCAAAAGGCGUACAAAAGGAUGAUUCAAAAGCUGAACUGCCAGCUGGCGGACAGCAGUCGUGAGAGGGCUUCCCUCGUGCAGCGCGUUCAGCAGCUGGAACGUACACUUUCACUUCACGGCAUUGCCGUGCAAGGCACUUCCGGGUGCCGCACGGAGGAUAGGGAGGCUGGGUCUGCUCACGCCGGCAAUGCGAGGGGCUGUCCCGCUCGCCUUGACGCCUCCGCCUUGCUCCGGGAGAGCUCCAGUGCCGACUGUCAGACGGAGGAAUCGCUGGUGGCUGCUGGCAACACCGACACCGCACUCGUUCUUCUUUUCAAGGAUCAAGAGAUCGAGGUUCGGGAUGACCUGAUCGCUCAGCUUGAAACGCAGCUGUCUAAAGCGGUGUCGGCAUACGACAAGGAUCAAAGGUACAUAGAGGAGCUGAAGGCGCUUCUUCGUGACGCCGGCGAGACACCGCACGAGGCGUCGUCGAGCGGCACGCAGCCGGUGGAGGGGCUACCGCUCGAGGAGUACAGCGCGCUACUACGGCAGCUCCGUACGCACAACCGCAAGCUUCUCGUGGCGCUACUUGUGAUGCAGUCGCACCAGAUGGCAGGGGCGACGGACUCACCCACCACCGAACAGACGGUCUUUGAGGAACAGCUGAAGGAGCGGGACACGGAGCUGGAGAUGAAGGACGAGAUGCUGCUCGAGAAGAACGCGAUGCUGCAGUACAUGGCGACGCUAAGUGCGCGGCUCAUCAAUCAGAUGGAGGCGCUGGGCCUCGAGCCGUGCUGCCAUCUACCGGAGCGCUAUCAAGACCUCGUCAAGGCGGAGAAGGGCCAGCUUGACAUCCAGGCAACGAAGCAGCGCGAGUUGGAGGUGCAGUUGCGGCGGGAGCAGGACGAGAAGCAGAAGAUGAAGCGGCUGCUCGAGGCGAUCAACGCCGAGCGUGAACAGAGCGCCGCUGUUCUUCGACAAGCGGAGCUGCGCAACAAGGAGCUACGCGAGCGCGAGAGCAACGCUACGACGGCACUGCAGGAGCUCGCAGAGAGGACGAUACAGAAGGAGAUGAUACGCGAGGAGGCUCUAUGGCGCACCACGCAAGAGCUUAUGGAGCUGCAAGCUCGUUGUGCCAAUCAGCAGCACCGCCGCAGCUCCAACCUAUUUGAGCGGCUACUCCGCAGCAUCAUUGAGUAG